Brenthis ino (lesser marbled fritillary) is the source of this 750-nucleotide messenger RNA. Lineage: Eukaryota; Metazoa; Arthropoda; Insecta; Lepidoptera; Nymphalidae. The record is from the annotation of a GenBank genome assembly.
AUGGAGUUUCACCUUUGUAAUGUUAGAUUGGUUCAAGUUAAAACUGCUUUAUCAGCAACUAUAUCUACCUUACAAGGUUCAGUUAAGAAUUUACAAAAUUCUGAAUGGGAAGUAGUUGAAGGCUGUGUUAAUCUUUUCAGGCCACUUGAAAAUUUAACUACAAUCUUAUCGGGAGAGAAAUAUCCAACAUUGUCUUCAGUGAUUCCUUUGAUUCGGAAUGUUCAAUUUGCAUUAUUAAAGAAGACCAUAAGUACAAGCGUCGGCCAAGAUCAUAUGACAUCUUUAAUGGAAACUAUUGAUAGACGCCUGGGUGUUUUAGAAACAAACAAAACUGUAGCCAAAUCUACCUUCUUGGAUCCGAGAUUCAAGAAAAUUGGGUUUGGCUCAGAAACUAAUGCAGAAAAGGCUUCGCAAUGGAUUAUUGACGAGAUAGAAACAACUAAAACAAGAACAGAUGAGACAAGUACAGAAUUACAGUGUUCAACAUCAACUAGCCAAAAUCCUCAACAAGAAAAUAAUAAUAAAAACGAUUUAUGGGAGUAUUUUGAUACAAAAAUUUCGGAACGUACUUCAAGACAUACACCAUUAGCUUCAGCAAUCAUUACGAUGAAACAAUAUAAUGAUGAACAAUACUUGGACAGGAAAGGUGAUCCCAUUGCUUAUUGGGAGAAAAGAAAAUUGAUUAUGCCGGUGUUGUAUAAAUAUGGACCUGAAGCUAGCGGCCGACUAGCAGCCGGCCACUUGACGAAU